AUGGACGGAGGGAGUAGUACAUUAUCUCGUGCCUUGAAUUUGCAUUCCCUACUUCCAAAAUUGGAAUGGUUAAUCAAAAACAUAAAAUAUAAUAAUGACUACUGUCAUGAGGCAGCUGAGCUUCUGAAGGUUGCUUUGUCUGAGGCUGAACAUGUGGUGGAUAAAUAUGAAGUUUACUCUUUGCAAAGCCAGUUGCUUUCCAGAUCAAAAACAUCAAAGGUGCUUAAUUUCUUCUCUGGCUCAAACCAUUUUGUCCUUCGAGUUAGGAUGGUUUUUGAAAUUGAAAAACUCGUCAAGAAAUGUAGUAUGCCGUGCAGCAUUGUAAAGCUCAUGAAUCUUGGUAAGAAAAUAGGUCGCUUUCCUAGAUCUUACGGAGAAAGGGGGCUUACGCACACACGUACGUGUGUGCAUUACUCUGAUGUUGUGGGAAGGGACAAUGAUAGACAUAUUGUUGUUGAAAUGCUUUUAAGAUCAGAAAAUGAAGCAACUCUUUUUGUAUUUCCCAUUGUUGGAGUUGGCGGCGUUGGAAAAACUACUCUUGCCAAAUUGGUGUAUAAUGAUCCAAGGAUAGUUAGUCAUUUUCAGCUGUGUCUGUGGGUUCGUGUGUCUCGUGUGUUUAAAGUGGAGAAACUAUUAGAACAAAUUGUGAAUUCUGUUAGAGAAGAUAUAUGUGAGAAUCUUGAUAUGAAUGAACUGCAGAAACUCGUUCGUGAGACUUUGUAUGGAAAGAAUUAUUUGACUGUUUUAGAUGAUGUGUGGAAUGAAGAUCCAGUUAAGUGGGAUGAACUGAAGAAGUCAUUAAUUGCGGGUGAUUGUGGUAGUAAGAUUCUUGUAACAACACGGUUUGAUGAAGUAGCUUCAAUGAUGGGGACGGUUCCUCCAUACUGUUUGAAGGGUUUAUUAAGUGAAGAUUGUCUGACUUUGUUCUUGAGAAAGGCAUUUGAACAAGGUCAAGAAGUGCAACAUCCAAAUCUCGUUGGGAUUGCGAUCUUCAUUGCACAUGAAACUGAUGAAUCGGAGUGGGAUGAUGUUAAUGAUAAUUAUAUGUGGAACUCAAAUCAGAAUGACAAAAUUCUACCUGCACUAAGAGUGAGCUAUGAGCGAUUACCAUCUGCUCUCAAAGUUUGUCUUGCUUACUGCUCAAUAUUUCCCAAGGACUGUGUGAUAGAAAUAGAUAAAUUGAUACAGUUGUGGCUAGCAGAGGGACUCAUCAGUCAGUCUGAUGGAUUAGAAGAUCUUGAACACAUAGGGAUUCAAUAUUUCCAAGAGUUAUUAUCGAGAUCCUUUUUUCAAGACGUUGAAGAAUAUCGUUCUGUUUUCACCUCUAUCUGUAAAUUGCAUGACCUUGUACAUGAUCUUGCACCAUCAGCAGCAGGGAUUGAAUUCUGUACAGUAAAUUCUCACAUACAAAACAUUUCUGAUGAGGUCAGAUGUGUGGCGUUUUCUGACUAUGAUUUGUUAGGCAAGGAACUGCCAACAUCCCUUGUCAGUAACCGGGCAUUAAGGACCAUAUCCUUCUCCGUUGAUGGAGUAGGGCCGAUGAGUACAAUGUUCGUUGAGAAUUGCAUAGCAAGAUUCAUGCAACUUAGGGUGCUAGAUAUCAGUGUUUCAUGUUUUAAUGAGUUGCCUAGCUCUGUUGGCGAACUGAAGUAUUUAAGAUAUCUUGAUGUAAGUGCCAAAGGCAACAUUAAAGAAUUACCUGAUUCAAUUAACAACUGCAACGAUCUAGUAUCUUCUUCUGAAGGUCUGCAACAUUUGACUAGCCUUCGCACUUUGGCAAUUAUUGGUUGCCCAAGACUGACCUUUUUCCCAAGUGCUAUGAAGCAUCUUACUGCCUUAGAGAAUCUGCUGAUUGUUGACUGUGAAGAGCUUACAGUGUUGGAGUGGCAAGAUAUUGAAGGACUUAGGAUGAUCCGGUCAUUGGUUAUCGGAGGCUUACCUGAAUUGGAGUCAAAAGAUGUUCACUGCCUCAGGAACCUUCAGAUGUUGGUGCUUACUGGUUUACCAUAG
Molecule: messenger RNA, 2010 nt
Organism: Solanum dulcamara
Lineage: Eukaryota; Viridiplantae; Streptophyta; Magnoliopsida; Solanales; Solanaceae
Product: disease resistance protein RGA2-like
Exons: 4
Coding region: 1-2010 (669 amino acids)
Biological process (GO): defense response to other organism
Molecular function (GO): ADP binding
Source: RefSeq, a predicted model, not a curated record